ACAGAAGCUUGCGAUGCGCGGGGUCAGCCCUGCGCAGGGAACUGGGCGGGUGCAGGUGUCCCGGCCCAGGCGGACCGAUCUGUGGAGGGACUCUCUGGUAUGAGUGUCCCUGUCUGGUUGGCGAGUGGACGGUGCCUCAGACCCGGUGGGCAACCAGCUGAAGGUGUUCUCUUGGGAAACUCUUGGCCCCACGGGCUCUCUUGCCUGGGGUGCCGGUCCUGCCAUGGCGUUCCGGAGGACUGAGGGCAUGUCCAUGAUCCAGGCUCUGGCCAUGACGGUGGCGGAGAUCCCUGUAUUCCUGUACACAACCUUUGGGCAGUCUGCAUUCUCACAGCUGCGGCUGACCCCAGGCCUGCGCAAGGUUCUCUUUGCCACAGCCCUCGGGACUGUGGCCUUGGCCCUAGCUGCCCACCAGCUGAAGAGGCGCCGGCGGAGGAAGAAGCAGGUUGGCCCUGAAGUUGGAGGUGAACAGCUGGGCACAGUGCCCCUGCCCAUCCUUAUGGCCCGGAAGGUCCCAUCAGUGAAGAAAGGUUACUCCAUCCGGAGGGGACAGAGCCCCAGUAGCAAGAGCAAUGACACUCUCAGUGGCAUUUCCUCCAUUGAGCCCAGCAAACACUCAGGCUCCUCCCACAGCCUGGCCUCGAUGGUGGUGGUGAACUCAUCCAGUCCCACUGCUGCGUGCUCGGGACCGUGGGACAUCCGAGGGAUGGAGGAGUCUGUGCCCGUCACCGACGGCAGUGCUGAGCGUCUCUACGCACAAGGCAUGGAGCUCUUCGAGGAGGCACUGCAGAAGUGGGAGCAGGCCCUGAGCGUGGGCCAGAGGGGGGAAGACGGCAGCACCCCCACGCCAGGGGACAGCCUCCGGAGCCCUGAGACUGCCUCUGAGGCACUGUCAGAGCCAGAGUCACAGCGCAGGGAAUUUGCGGAGAAGCUGGAGUCCUUGCUGCACCGGGCCUACCACCUGCAGGAGGAGUUCGGCUCCACCUUCCCCUCGGAUAGCAUGCUGCUGGACCUUGAGAGGACCCUCAUGCUGCCCCUCACCGAGGGCUCGCUGCGUCUGCGGGCUGACGACGAGGAGAGCCUGACUUCGGAGGACUCCUUCUUCUCAGCCACUGAGCUCUUGGAGUCCCUGCAGGUGGGGGACUACCCGAUCCCACUAUCUAGGCCUGCUGCUGCCUACGAGGAGGCCCUGCAACUGGUGAAAGAUGGGAAGGUGCCCUGUCGCAGCCUCAGGACGGAGCUGCUGGGCUGCUACAGUGACCAGGACUUCCUGGCCAAGCUGCAUUGUGUGCGGCAGGCCUUUGAGGGGCUCCUGGAAGACCAGAGUAACCAGCUGUUCUUCGGAGAGGUCGGCCGGCAGAUGGUGACAGGCCUGAUGACCAAGGCUGAGAAGAGCCCCAAAGGCUUCCUGGAGAGCUAUGAGGAGAUGCUGAGCUAUGCUCUGCGGCCUGAGACCUGGGCCACCACUCGGCUAGAGCUGGAGGGCCGUGGGGUGGUUUGCAUGAGCUUCUUCGACAUCGUGCUUGACUUCAUCCUCAUGGAUGCCUUCGAGGACCUGGAGAACCCCCCAUCCUCAGUGCUUGCUGUCUUGCGAAACCGUUGGCUGUCAGACAGCUUCAAGGAGACGGCCCUGGCCACUGCUUGCUGGUCGGUCCUGAAAGCCAAGAGGAGGCUCCUGAUGGUGCCCGAUGGCUUCAUCUCCCAUUUCUACUCCGUAUCGGAGCACGUUAGUCCUGUCCUGGCCUUUGGCUUCCUUGGACCCAAGCCCCAGCUCGCUGAAGUCUGUGCUUUCUUCAAGCACCAGAUUGUGCAGUACCUGAGGGACAUGUUUGACCUGGACAAUGUGCGCUACACAUCGGUGCCAGCGCUGGCGGAUGACAUCCUGCAACUGUCCCGGCGCCGCAGCGAGAUCCUUCUGGGAUACCUGGGGACACCAAUGACCAGCAGCAUUGGCCUGAAUGGGGCACUGCCCCGAGAGAACCGGCCCCUGGCAGAGCCGCAGUAGUGGCAGGCAUAGGCUGGAGGGGAGGUGGCGGCUGGCCUCGCUCAUGCAGAUGGGAGAGAAGGUGACCCUCCCUCCUUUUGGGUUGGCACUCAAGGGCCAGGGUGGCCAGGGCAGUUGCCUCUGAGCUUGCCCCACCCCCCUCAUCUGGGAAUCCCCAAAGCUCAGAGAGCAAGUUUCCCUGGACAGGGCUGGAGGCAUGGAGAGGCCCACCUGACUGCCCUCAGCUGUCUCUGGGGAAGGGUCCCUGGGAGAGGGUGGCAUCGUGGAGACCUGGGACAGGAAAAGCCAAAGUCCUGUGAGUGUGGGGCCCCAGAAGCUCUGACUACGCUAGGGCUGUCCACAGGUGGGCUCUGAGGGGGGAGGUAGAGGUGGGAGCGGCACGGCCUCGUGGUGAGCAUCACGGAGUCCUGAGCUACAGCACCCUGCACCUGUGUGGCCGGUCUCAGGACCCAGGUGUCCUCUGGUCAGUCCAGAAGGCCCCACCCUGCCUGCCUCCUGCAAGAGUUUGCAAGUGUGCACAGGGGUGGGGGACAGCACCUAGUGGCAAAGGUCUGGGUCAUCCAGAGGUUGACAGAAGGCUGGGCUGCAGCUCAGGGGUAUGGUGUUUGCAAGGCCCUGGGUUCCAUCCCCAGCGCUGCCAAAAAAAAAAAAAAAUUGUUUUUUCCAGGACAGAGGUGGGCCUGCUCCCCCUGGCAGGGACUGGCCCUGACAAACCUGAGCACCAACCCAGGAUACUGUCCCCCCAUGUGCCCAUACCCUGCCAAAGACUGUCAUUUCUCCUUCCACCUCUGCCACCACCAAAGAUGGAGCAGGUGGUGCUGGGUGCUCCGGGCUCCUCCCACCUCCCCUGGGAAGCCAGGAAUUCCCUGAGUGGUGCUAGGCUGGAGUUGGGGGUGCUGACCAGGGGUACUUGGGACCAUCACCUGUGCUGCCAUCAAUAGCCCCAGGAGUGAGGGGCCGGGGACCACGGUGGGGGAUGUCAGAAGAUGAACACGGCUGGACCAGAUCCCCCACCCUCAUGGGGACAAGAAACUACCUGGCAUUGUACCUUCAACACGACGCACAGACGCUCCAGGAGCUGACUAAGGAAGUGGAGCCCGCCUCAGGGCAGGCACCACCCGCUGCUCCUGUGGGGAUCCUGCUAGCAUCUGUCCCAGCAGCUGCCAGGGCUCUGCCAGCCCUUCAGACUUGCGGCUCUGCCAGUGUUUUGCCUGAGCUGGAAAAUUUUAUUUAUUGCCUUAACAGUUUAUUUGGAGUUUCUGCCCCUUCCAGGUUCUGAGACCUUUAGAGAAACAGACUCCUGGCUUCCCAGGCUGGAGCCAGAGCACUGGCCCUGGGACCAGGUCCCUAUCCCUGGAAUGGGAAGAGCUGCUGGGUGGGGAGGGCACACCCAGAAGGGGGGACGGGUGAAGGGUGAUGCUGGGCAUGCCUGUCCUCUCUGAACCUGGUCCCCAGACUGGAGGACCCAUGGGCACUAGUGUGGCUCUGGCCUGACCCCCUCCUGGCCCUCCAUCCUCACAUUCCCUCUUUUGCACUUACCCUGCGCUGUGAAUGUACGCCUGGGCGCUCGCUGCCCCGGUCACUGGAAGUGGCGUUCUCACCUGAUCUUUGUUUACACGCCGUGCACUUGGCCUGCUUCCAGCUUCUGUAUGGUGCAGCGUGUGGUGGAGCCUGUGCGUUGACCGCGAGUCCAAUAAAUGACAGACACCAUCUCCUCCUGCACUGA
This is a messenger RNA of Marmota flaviventris (yellow-bellied marmot), 3731 nucleotides long. NCBI's taxonomy places the organism in Eukaryota, Metazoa, Chordata, Mammalia, Rodentia, Sciuridae. The record is from RefSeq and is a predicted model, not a curated record.